AUGUCCUUCCAGAAGAAGGACCUGUCGGAUACUAGAGUUAUGGGGGGGAACUCGGGAAAAGGCGAUGCCAAACACAAUGGCUCGACUAUCAAUUCGCAGAACAGCUUUCGAACCGACAGUGCUAUCUCCUCGUCUCGCCCCGGUCGUGAACGACCCUUGCAGCCCUGGGUUGGGCCAAGCAACUCGGAUGGCCUCGACUUGAGCUUGGAAAAGCCUAGCGGCGACGCUCCGUGGGAUCAGUUUGCUGCUAACGAGCGUCAGUUUGGUAUCAAAACGACAUACGAUGAAAAUAUCUACACCACCGCGAUUGAUAAAAGCCACCCACAGUAUAAGGAGAGGGUAGCUGCCGCAGAGAAAAAGGCGAGAGAGAUCGAGCGGAGUACCGCCGCUACAGCCCAUGUGGCCGAGGAGAGAGUUAUGGAUCAUGUUGGCGGCGAUGAUGCAGGAGGCAACGAAGAGGAAAAGUACAGCGGUGUCAAACGACAAGAUUUCCCUCCUUUGCCUAGUAGCCGCGAGCCCAAGUAUACACCCCCAGCUAGACGAGCACCAACUGCCGCGUCAACUGUGAAGGGUGCACCAGUCGACCCUGCUAUCAUAUCGUCACAGCUGAAGGCACAGAAGAACCAACCCGCCCUUCCCAAGCAGGAUGAUAGCAAAGUCCGCCCGAGCCCUAAGGCUGAAAUACCUUCGGUGUCUUCUGCUAAACCUGGAGAGCCUAAAUUGGAUAGUAAAAAUGAGGCGCAACAGAAGCCCGUGGAAAACAAACCAGCAAACCAGAACGCCGCCCAGCUGCGACCGUCCGCUGCUACUAGCCGAACUAUCUCGCCUCAGACGAAGGAUGGCCAGGGCGUCGCGCCUAGUGCCGCUUUAACUGUCGAACGAGAUGUUCUUAAAGAGUUCAAGACAUUUGCUAACCUGCAGCGCAUAAAUGCUGAGAAGGCCCGAAGCAACAAGGCGAAGGCCGAUAAAGAGGUGAAAUUAAUCGAGCUAAAGAAAUUUGCCGAUAAUUUCAAGUUGCCAACACCUGUCCCUAUGGAUUUAAUAUCUAUCAUUGCUAAGGAUCCGGCGAAGCAACGAGAGAUCCAAGAGAAGGCCAAGCGGGAUGCAGCUGAGGUCGCGAGAAGAAAGGCCGAGGAGGCUGCCGCAAAGGAGAAGAAGGGGACCACAGCUAAGGAAGCUCAGGCCCCCGCAACUGUUCAAGCGCCUCCCGAUAGUAGAAACGGCCGUCCUUCCGCGAACCCCCCAACCGCAGCUCCGGCAGCAGUUCCGCGUCACCAGGGUAACAGCCGUCAGAGCUUUAUCCCGCCCGCAUAUCCCUACCAAGGAAAUCGCUCAGGUCCUCAGCAUAUGCAGCAAUCCGGCCGCCAGGGUGGGUUGGCCGGGCGUCUUCGGUCUCUAGACGCGCAAAAAGCGCAAGGUCAGGAUGUUAGGUUACCUCCGACUGGCCCUGCUAACCCGGCUGAUCCUUCUUUCGGUCGUCGUAUCGGUGGUCAUAUAGGUCAGAAGUUGAAUCCGAACAGUCACGAGUUCCGACCUAAUGCGUUUGCGCCUGCUUUUAACCCGAAUGGGCACCCCAGCGCAGGCUCAAGCCCGCGUUCGGCUAUUAAUCAUGCAACCGAUGCACAAACCAAUGCUGCCAAUAUUCAUACUGCACUUGUGGUUGUAACUAAGAAGAGAAAGUUAGUCGAUUCCAAGAAAUGUGCUAUAUUGCCUUUCGUCAAGACCAUUCAACCUCCGGAGAACAAAAACUGGAACGAAAAUGAUGGGCUUCGUCCCUCUUACGAUACUCCGCCAACCUGGCGUUCUGCAACAGACGACGAAAAGCCGGAUUCAACAAUGCGCUUGACGUUUGAUGAAUAUUUUGAACGGCAGCCGUUCAAUACGCAACCUACUCCCAACCCUCCCCAUCUACUACCGCAACUAGCCCAUCAACAUCAAUUACCUCUACACAUGCAGCACUUCGCACACCCUGCUGCACCACGGCACUCGCCUCAUGUACCUCCGGUGCAAAUACAUGCUAAUCACGGCCCUGUUCCUCACGCACCGUUCAAUGGAGCAGACGAUCAUAGAAUGAUGCACUCGAACUCAUCACAGUCCUACUCGUCUCCAAGAAUGAGCCAGGUUCCGCUCGUAUACCCACCUAACAUGAAUUCGGCAGGUCAAAUGCCUUAUAACCAACACAUGAUACCUUCUUUUAUUGGCCCCGGAGCGCCACCGAUGAACCAGUUCAAUCGGAGCUUCUCUAAUUCCCCACAAUACGUCCCUCAGCAGCCGGGAGCAAUGGGUGCCCCGAUGAUGAUGCAGCCACAGUUCAUGCCACAACCAAUGGUAAACGGCCCUCCGCAGCUGCAACCUUACCCUGGUGCUGGCCAUCUACAAUUUAUACCUCCCGGCGCAACUCCCCCUCAGCCAAUGCCUGGUGUCAAUGGUUAUCCAAGCCCAGGAAGGCCUGCAGCCCCUCUAAUGGUCCAUCAAGGAUCACAGCAAGGACAGCCCAUCUAUAAUAUGAGCCCUAGCGUGCAGUAUCAGCAGCCGGCAACAUUUGUACCACAGCAGCAAGGACAGAGUAACAAGUUAGCUAAUAUACUAGGGGUAGUGAAUUCCAUGCGAGGAUAUAGUAACCCCGGCCCGGGACAACAUCUCGGCACAAGCCCACAGCAGAUGCAUCAGUACGGGCCCCCGCACCGCAAUGGAAGUAACAACUUCAAGAACUACCAAGGCCACAACCAACACCAAGGUCCUCAAGGUAGCCACGCAAUCCCGUCAGGGCCCCAGGGACGAUCUUCGGAUGGUCCUGACGAAGCCAAGUGA
Daldinia caldariorum is the source of this 2811-nucleotide messenger RNA. RefSeq lists its product as uncharacterized. Gene Ontology annotation, molecular function: RNA binding. Gene Ontology annotation, biological process: cytoplasmic stress granule assembly. The record is from RefSeq and is a predicted model, not a curated record. Lineage: Eukaryota; Fungi; Ascomycota; Sordariomycetes; Xylariales; Hypoxylaceae. Gene Ontology annotation, cellular component: cytoplasmic stress granule. The coding region runs from base 1 to 2811 and encodes 936 amino acids. The transcript is spliced from 4 exons.